Messenger RNA from Purpureocillium lilacinum, 1044 nucleotides. RefSeq lists its product as uncharacterized. The record is from RefSeq and is a predicted model, not a curated record. Lineage: Eukaryota; Fungi; Ascomycota; Sordariomycetes; Hypocreales; Ophiocordycipitaceae. Gene Ontology annotation, molecular function: oxidoreductase activity, acting on the CH-OH group of donors, NAD or NADP as acceptor.
AUGACUGUGCCCAAGGACGUUUCACUCCCCAAAGAUUCGCUGGUUCUUGUGACUGGCGUCACUGGCUUCAUUGGCUCCAAUGUCGCCGAUCAGUUCCUGAACUACGGCUACAGAGUCCGCGGUACUACCCGCGACGCUGGCAAGGCGGCCUGGUUGAGCGCGCUCUUUGAGGAGAAAUAUGGAAAGGGGCGUUUUGAGCUCGCCACAGUUGUCGACAUGGCUGCUGAUGGAGCGUACAAUGAUGCAGUGAAAGGAGCAAGCGCCGUCGCGCACGUCGCUUCGGAUAUGUCAAUGGACUACAACCCGAACAAGGUCAUCCCUCCAGUUGUCGCCGGCGCUCUUAGCGCCCUCAAGGCCGCGAUAGCCGAGCCUAGCGUCAAGCGGUUCGUUUACACGUCGUCCUCAUCCGCGACUACGAACGCAAGCACCAGCAAGGAGGGCGUCGUUGUCACGGAGGAGACUUGGAACGAUGCGGCUGUCCGUGAGGCGUGGGCUGACCCACCCUAUGAGCCCAGCCGCGCUUCGGCUGUCUAUUCCGCCAGCAAGACAACUGCGGAGAAGGAAACCUGGGCGCUCUAUCGCGAAGCCCAGAAGAGUCGACCGGAUCUCAUCAUGAACACUGUUCUGCCCAAUGUCAACUUUGGUCCAAGCCUUAACCCUGCGAUCCAGGGUCAUCCCAGCACUUCAUACUACCCCGUCCUGGCAUGGAAGGGAGACCGUGCCUCAAUUGAGCCACUACUGCCUCAAUACUUCGUGAACGUUCAAGACACUGCCCGGCUUCACGUUGCUGCCGCGAUCCUGCCCCAAGUCAAGGAUGAGCGCAUCUUUGCCUACGCAGGCAGGUUCAACUGGGACACCGUGCUGGAUAUCUUGAGAAAGCACAACCCGGGACGUGAAUUCAUCCCCAACUUCCAUGGUGGUGUGGAUGCCAACGUGAUAAAGCCGGCUGCUCGGGCAGAAGACUUGCUCCGCCAAAUCGGAAGGACCGGAUGGACUUCGCUUGAGGAGUCCAUUUUGGCAAACACGGAGGAUCUCCGGGAUUAA